Molecule: messenger RNA, 1732 nt
Organism: Spea bombifrons (plains spadefoot toad)
Lineage: Eukaryota; Metazoa; Chordata; Amphibia; Anura; Pelobatidae
Gene: LANCL3
Product: LanC like family member 3
Exons: 5
Coding region: 128-1348 (406 amino acids)
Biological process (GO): peptide modification; carbohydrate metabolic process
Cellular component (GO): plasma membrane
Source: RefSeq, a predicted model, not a curated record
UCCUAAGACUUCUUGCCCCGUUUUGUUCUGCCGCCCGGCGGAUCCUCUUUGACGCUUGCCCCCUUCCUUGUCUUUGUAGCCCACCAUCACCCAGCCAGCUGCUCCAGCUGUUCUCUCCGCAGGAGCCAUGGAGAGCCAGCGCUGCUUCACAAACCGCUUCACUGAUUACAAAGGCAGCUUGCCGGCCGGCCAGGGCAGCGAGGCCGGGGUGCCGCUCAUCAGCAGGACCUUGGAGAGCAUCCUUCAGCAGCUGCCUGCCCGGGGCGGUGAGGAAGGUGGGCUGUACGGAGGGCAGGCGGGUGUCGCCUACACCCUGUACCACGUCUCCCAGUGCCCGCUCUUCGGCGCCAAGAGGGACAGCUACCUGCGGAAAGCGAGGAGCCUCAUUGAGCCCUGCGUGGAGCACUAUGACCGGGAGCAGGACAGGGAGACCCUGGCGUCCUUCUUGCUGGGAGGGGCUGGGGUGUAUGCGGUGGCCGCCUUAAUCUAUAAGGCGAUGGGGCUGGCGGACUUCACCCAGGCUCUGGAGAAGUUCAAGGAGCUCUGGGGGAUCUGCGUCCCUCUGGGGUUCUUGGAGUGCGGCUCGGACGAGCUGUUCGUGGGCAGGAGCGGAUACCUGUGCGCAGCCCUGGUGCUCAAGCAGAAGCUGGGGACCGAGGUGUUAACAGCAGCACAGAUCAAGUCCAUCUGUCAAGCCAUCCUGGAAUCUGGGAAACAAUACGCAAGGAAAAAAAGAAAACCCUUCCCACUGAUGUACUCUUAUUAUGGCACAGAAUAUCUGGGUGCAGCACAUGGACUCUCUUCUAUUCUUCAGGUGUUGCUUUCCUAUCAGGAAUAUCUCUCAGCAGCAGACAGAGACAUUGUCUGGCAAAGUGUCGACUUUCUUGUGAACCAGGAACAGAACUGCAACUGGCCACCUGAACUUGGGGAAGUAAUAGAACGGGAGAACGAACUUGUCCACUGGUGCCAUGGAGCCCCAGGAAUUGCCUAUCUCUUUGCCAAAGCAUACCUACUAUCCAAAAAGCCAUGCUAUCUGGACACAUGCAUCCGAUGUGGAGAACUGACCUGGCAGAAAGGCCUCCUGAAGAAAGGACCUGGAAUUUGUCAUGGAGUUGCAGGCAGCGCCUACGUAUUUUUAUUACUUUACAGAAUUACUGGCAACUCCAAAUAUAUUUACAGAGCACAGAGGUUUGCUGAGUUCCUGUCUUCAGAUGAAUUCAGAGCUGGCUCAUGCUCUGUUGAAAACAUUUACAGUCUGUUUGAAGGCCAUUCUGGGACUGUAUGUUUUUUGGUUGAUUUGCUGCAACCCAAUCAGGCUGAGUUUCCACUUUUCAGUGUCUUUGCUUAGGGCAGUCUAUGAUCACUUUGAAGUAGAAAGGGGGAUUUAUUUGAGUGUCACUUAAAUCAUACAAGGUGCUUCAUUCAAUGACCUGUCUGAACGAUAACUGCUUUAACCGUGGUUAGAAAUAAAUGGUUUGCUUUAAAAAGGUAUAAUGUACCUGGUACAUGAAAAAAUGCCAAAUUGGAACCAAUGGAGAAAAAACUACUAGUAAGCAAUUUAAUGGGGCAUGUGCAGUAUUAAAUUGAUAUAUUUUUAUAUAAACUUUGGAAACUUCAUCUAGAAUUCUAAAAGACAUCUUGUAUAUAGUAGUAAGCUGAAGUAAAGUGCACAUGAUCACAGAGGGAAAGAAACACAGUGACACCAGUGAUGAGAUAAUUCUUUCAAUGCCAA